Messenger RNA from Polyodon spathula (Mississippi paddlefish), 1384 nucleotides. RefSeq names its product transmembrane protein 238-like. The record is from RefSeq and is a predicted model, not a curated record. Lineage: Eukaryota; Metazoa; Chordata; Actinopteri; Acipenseriformes; Polyodontidae. The transcript is spliced from 3 exons. Bases 510 to 851 code for a protein of 113 amino acids.
GAGAGAGAGAGAGAGAGAGGAACAGCGAUCCAGGAAGGGGUGUGGAGGAGUCGUGCAGUAUGUACAGUUUCCAAAAUCGGAUUCCGAAUUUGCGUAGCAGAAAAACAAAAACAAAGUAGCGAUAAAGACGACGGCCAGAGAGAGGUACGGAAGGCACCUGUUUGUGUUGAGGGGAUAGUUAGUUGACUUCAGCAUUGUAUUUGAACGACGCAAAGUGAGUCUGCGGAUUAAUUACAGAGCUGUGUUCUCGACGUGUUUUUAUUCGUCCAGUCCUGUCCACUCCUGUGCGAUUUGAAUCCGUGUAGAAUCUGCUAUUGUUUUAUUGUUUUAUUUCGUUUAAACCUAUCCUGAUUCCUGCAGUCGGAGGAAGGGGGUCGUUUCUACGCUUGAGGAAUUCAAACACUGCGUUUUAAAACGUCUUUAUUUAUUUAUUUAUUGAUUGAUUUGAUUAUUUACAUUUAUUUUAAGUACAAACAUCUGUGUUGUCGAAGAUCUGAACAGAUUCAAGUAUGCUGUGUCCUGGUCUCGCUCGUUGUAAGCUCGCUCUCCUGUUCGCUGUGUUGAUGGAUGUUCUCGGGGUCACCGCUCUGCUCCUAGGAGUCUUCGCCCCGCUCCAGUUGCGGGGCAGGGAUUUUGGGGACCUGCUUGUUUACUCGGGAGCCAUCAUGGUGUUUGUGUCGCUGGCGGGCUGGGUGUUCUGGUACAGUGGUAAUAUCGAGGGGCUGGAGUGUGAGAAGGCAGGGCGCCCAGGCGGGGGCGCUGUGGAGAGACUUGCUCGAUCACUCAGCAGACGACUGAACAGCAGGAAAAAUCAGAAUGACACAAUCACCCUGACCAGGAGAGAGGAGUGAGACACAGUGAGGUGAGUCACCCUGACCAGGAGAGGAGUGAGACACAGUGAGGUGAGUCACCCUGACCAGGAGAGAGGAGUGAGACACAGUGAGGUGAGUCACCCUGACCAGGAGAGAGGAGUGAGACACAGUGAGGUGAGUCACCCUGACCAGGAGAGAGGAGUGAGACACAGUGAGGUGAGUCACCCUGACCAGGAGAGAGGAGUGAGACACAGUGAGGUGAGUCACCCUGACCAGGAGAGAGGAGUGAGACACAGUGGGGUGAGUCACCCUGACCAGGAGAGAGGAGUGAGACACAGUGGGGUGAGUCACCCUGACCAGGAGAGAGGAGUGAGACACAGUGAGGUGAGUCACCCUGACCAGGAGAGAGGAGUGAGACACAGUGAGGUGAGUCACCCUGACCAGGAGAGAGGAGUGAGACACAGUGAGGUGAGUCACCCUGACCAGGAGAGAGGAGUGAGACACAGAGAGGUGAGUCACCCUGACCAGGAGAGAGGAGUGAGACACAGAGAGGUGAGUCACCCUGACCAGGA